AUGUCGGGAACAGCUAGUGCCAAUGUCGCACCAAUCACCAAAGAGAAAACAAAAUCGAAGCAAAGGUAUCUGAAGCGCAAGAAAGAACGGAGAAAGAUCAGAACAAAAUCAUCUCUCAAAAGUAAAGGUGACGAUAAAGACGAAUCCGAAGAUGAAGAAAUGGAAGAUGCACCUAAGAGCAUUUCUUUAACUCUGCCAGAAGAAAGGAACGGUCUAAUCCAAGAAAAAACCCUUCAGCGGUCGAAAAAACGUUCACGAGAGGAAGAUCAGGAAGAUGAAGAUGUUUUAAUGGCAACGGAGGAACGAGAUAUUUCUCCUAGCCGCAGAAGCCAAUCGCCAGAGCUAGUCUCGGCUUUACCUUCAUUUCCCCUACCUGCGCUACCGAAUGCACCCUCAAAAUCCGACCUCGCUCUUCAAGGAUUAGACCAGGCAUUGAUCGGUGCUGAAUGGGUCUCACCAACCACUGUGUUGCCCAUACCCAUCGGGAAGGACGAUGGAGGCACGCGCCUCUCUGAACGAACGAGGAUGCGGCUGAGAGACAUUGGCAUCACCGAGUUAUUUGCUGUGCAAACGGCCCUUCUACCCUUUCUGCUACCGUCGCAGCAACACAGUUUGUAUCUUCCCUACAGUCCUCCUCGAGAUGUCUGCGUAUCUGCGCCCACUGGGAGCGGUAAGACUUUGGCAUACGUAUUACCUAUCAUCGAGACCCUUUCUUCCCGAGUUGUUACUCGUUUACGAGCUUUGAUUGUGUUACCUACACGCGACCUGGUGGCUCAGGUAAGGGAGACAAUUGAGGUUCUGAGUAAAGGAACUAAAUUGAAAGUUGGAACUGCCACUGGUCAGCAUUCUUUUGCCCAUGAGCAAUCCCAACUAGUUCAAGAUAAAAAUAUCGAUUUGUUGGGUGGAUCAAGCAAAGUUGAUAUCUUGAUUUGCACCCCUGGAAGACUGAUAGAUCACCUAGUUGGAACGCCAAAUUUUUCCUUGCAACAUCUUCGAUUUUUGGUUGUUGAUGAGGCCGACAGGUUACUUGCACAAUCAUUUCAAGGCUGGCUUGCUCAAGUUCUGGCAGCGACUCGCGUACGGCCUACCACAUUGGUCGCCCAACAACCACAAUCCGAAUCCGAACAAAAUGUAAUGGUCCCGCAAUUACACCCGUUGGAUUCUUUACUUCCAGAUGGUCUCUCUCCCACAGUUUUGGGUAAUCUUACAUCAUAUUCUAUGCCGUCCUUCUUCACCGAACAUAGAUCAACAUCCUGCCAAAAACUACUCUUUUCUGCAACGCUUACUCGAGAUCCGGGAAAAAUAUCCACAUUGGAAUUGAGAAACCCUAAAUAUUUUAUCGUACAAGGAAGUGACGCGAAUCAUACGGAGUCGAACUUAUUGGACGUCGUUACCGAGAAAUUCUCAAUGCCCGCGACCCUAAAUGAACAUAUGAUUGUUUCCGACCCUUCAGAAAAACCACUAGUCUUUUUCCACCUUGUUCACACGCAAAAUAUCACCAACGCUCUCGUCUUCACCAAAUCUACUGAAUCCACCAUCCGUCUCGUACGCCUUUUCGAAUUUUUCGAGGCCAAGCGAACAGAUAAUGAAUCUUCAGCACCUCUUGUUCUGCGCGCUUAUUCGAGUGAUCUGCCGAGCCAGGAACGAAAGUCUAUACUUGAACAGUUCAAGGAACAGAAAAUUAACAUACUUGUGUGUUCUGACUUGAUAUCCCGUGGGAUAGAUAUCAGUCAUGUAUCUCACGUCGUCAGUUACGAUGUGCCUGUAGACAUGCGCAAGUACGUGCACCGCGUCGGGAGGACGGCGCGUGCUGGGAGAACAGGAGAUGCUUGGACUUUAGUUGAACAGCAGGAGGCGCGGUAUUUCAAGCAGAUGCUGAAGAAUGCAGGUCACUUGGAAUUGGUCAAAAGGGUCAGGAUCAACGCGAAAGAUUUGGCCCCGCUUUUGCCGCAUUAUGAAGCCGCUCUCAACAACCUGAAAGAGGUGUAUACACGCCAGAGCUAG
This is a messenger RNA of Psilocybe cubensis, 2004 nucleotides long. RefSeq lists its product as uncharacterized. The record is from RefSeq and is a predicted model, not a curated record. Gene Ontology annotation, molecular function: nucleic acid binding; ATP binding. Gene Ontology annotation, cellular component: nucleus. Bases 1 to 2004 code for a protein of 667 amino acids. The transcript is spliced from 11 exons. NCBI's taxonomy places the organism in Eukaryota, Fungi, Basidiomycota, Agaricomycetes, Agaricales, Agrocybaceae.